Messenger RNA from Salvelinus fontinalis (brook trout), 4817 nucleotides. It is a transcript of the gene amigo3, whose product is annotated as adhesion molecule with Ig-like domain 3. Lineage: Eukaryota; Metazoa; Chordata; Actinopteri; Salmoniformes; Salmonidae. Gene Ontology annotation, molecular function: protein binding. Gene Ontology annotation, biological process: brain development. The record is from RefSeq and is a predicted model, not a curated record. The transcript has a single exon. Bases 1858 to 3411 code for a protein of 517 amino acids.
AGAGAGAGAGAGAAAGAGAAAGAGCGAGCGAGAGAGAGAGCUGCAUUGUGUGGAGCCUUGGGAAACGACCAGAAGCUCCUAUAGUCCCUCCGCUCAACACAGAGCAGCCACACAGAGACAGAGUCACAACCCUCCCUCACGCUUCUCUCUCUGGAUACCAUAGGAACCUGUCCUAUAGCUGAUUUUCCACUGGAUAAUACAGCCAACCGGAGCAGAGGAAAAGACUGGAUACUACAGCCAACCGGAGCAGAGGAAAAGACUGGAUACUACAGCCAACCGGAGCAGAGGAAAAUACAGGAUACUAGUUAAGAACUUUGUUCCUUUGAUUUGGAAUCCGGUGUGUUACAUGAAGCCCCUGAUGAUAAACUUGAUUAUAAAUGAAGUGCAUGGCAUCGCAGCCAACAACUACACAGCUUUUCUUGUCUGAAACCCCCGUGUGUGUGAGUGUGUGAUCAGAGAAGACGACGUGAAGGAGAAAGAUUCUUGAGGUUUUGGUCGGAGGUUGCAGAAGUACACGUCUUCUUUUGUAUACAAUACUGAGCCUCCUGGGGAGUGCACUCAUCAUCCGCCAGUUGAAGGGAGAGAGGAGAUUGUAUCGACCGCGAGAGAGAGAGAGAGAGAGAGAGAGAGAGAGAGAGAGAGAGAGAGACAGAGACAGAGACAGAGAGAGAGAGAGAGAGAGAACUGGCUGUAUGAUUGCGUUAAUAAGCGAGCUAGACAGAAUGUUGACUUAUUUCAAACCCCUCCCUUGCUCACUCGCUGCUCGCACUGUCUGUCGCAGACAGCUCGUUUAGUGACCUAUAACUCUUCUGACUGGAUAAAAGGACAUUUUUAGAUUACAACAGUGAGAAAAAGGUGGUCGGGUCCGUGACAAGAGACAGUGGGACGACGGAUUCCCAACACAACAGGGUUUUGUUUUUCUGGGUAGGCUAAGAUUAACAGUAUCGGACAAUUGGUGAUUCUUUAAAGCACCUCCUUUAGCCCACAAGGACCGGAGACAGCAAGAGAAAAGUACAACAGUUCAUCUCCGUGGACAGUAGGCAAACGGACAAUAAAGCCUUCUUGUUCUAAACGUCGUUUGCUGUUCUUCAGGACGUUACGGAGAUAAAAGCUUCCAACAGGAGUCUAGCAGCUUCUCCACGUGUUAUUAAGCCUCCGGACCAGCGCCCACUUUUCUGAUGGGCUAUUCUGAUGAGUCCUGCACACAGCAACAGUUCCUGUACUAACCGAUGUAAUAAGACAUUUUAAAUGGACUUUCAGAAGGUGAGGAACGUAAACAUUAUCCACGUUCAGCUAUCACCGAGCUGUGAUGCAGAAGUAAAGCACAUCCCAGAGUGAAAUAAUGAUGUGCUUUUUCUUUUUGUCAGGGAUCCUUGUAUUCCCUUGGUCUCUCAGUCACGUGAAAUGAACGUUUGUUGGGUUUCCCAAACUCAACCUGGGCAGGGACAGAGACUUUUACAGCUAUUGAACUAGUUAAACUGCCUUCCAUUUGCUAAUUCUUUUCUCCUCUAGUCUUUUCUACUGCCCUGCAGUGGAGGGGCAGGCCGCUAUGGCAGCUUUCACUCUCUCUGCUGCUACGUUACAGCUGUAGCUUGUAUAUCCCACCAAAACCGCCACCACUCCAAGAUCCUGUUGAGACUGACAGUACACCAACUCCCAACUCCGCUCCUGUUGAGAGACAGAGAGGGCGACAAAGAGAGACUGCGCACCUACCAAACCCUUAUUGAGGAAGAGAGACUGUGGACCAACCAAAACAGAGAGACUGUGCACCAAACCAGGAGCCCCACGGACGGACACAAAAACUCCUGGUGUCACUUUGUCCACUCUCUCGUCCCCCUGUAGUGUCCCGUCAGCACAAUGCUCAGGUCUCAGGCUGUAACUGCCCCUCUGGUGCGGAACUCUCUCCUCCUAGUGCUCCUGCUGCAGCAAGCCGGGGUCAGGGCUGAGACAGGGGUCGCGACUGAGACCGGGGUGGGGGCUAGCGAGUCUGGGGUCGGGGCCAGUAGAUGUCCCAAGGGCUGCCUGUGUUGCUCCGACAUCCUCAGCUGUGCCGACAACGGUCUGAAGGCGCUGCCCUCCGAGCUGCCCGCGUACACCACAACCCUGGACCUCAAUCACAACCGCCUGAAGGAGCUGAAGAAGGGAAGCUUUGCCGCGCUGCCCCGUCUGGAGUCUCUUCGCCUGGCUCAUAACUGCCUGAAAUUCCUUGAGCCCGGAACCUUCUGGAACAGCAGUGCGCUACGACAACUGGACCUGUCGUCCAAUCAGCUGGAAAAGGUAGAGGCGCACUACUUCCUGGAGCUGACAGGAUUGGAGGAGCUGCUGCUCUUCAACAACCGCAUCGUCCGCGUGGAGAGCAAGGCCCUGGCGGCGCUCGGCAACCUACGCAAGGUCUACAUCAGCCACAACCGCCUCACGGACUUCCCCUUCUCCAUCCAGGAGGACAGCCACCCCUUCCUGGUAACCAUGGACCUGUCCUCCAACAGCAUGUCCACACUCCCCCUGGUGGACAUCGAGACCCUGCCGGCGGCCUUGCAGAGCGGACUCUUCCUCCACAACAACACCCUGAUCUGCGAGUGCGAAAUGUACAACAUGUUCCGGCGCUGGGAGCAGAAGGGGUUCCCCUCGGUCAGUGACUUCCGUGAGGAGCACACCUGCCUGGUGUAUGGGGAACACAAGGCCUCCGUAAAAUUUUUCCACCACAGACGCUUCUUUGAAGUGAACUUGAAGUGUAGUACGCCAGUGGCUGGAGCUCUAUGGGAGCCUGAGGGAAGCCUGCUGGUGUACGAAGGAGCCGCCGUGGUUCUGGACUGUCACACCAUGCUCAAAGGACAGCACCUAACCUACUUGUGGGUUUCACCUCACCAUGGGGCAGGGGCCCCGCCGGAGAACAACGGCACUCUCCGCAUGCACGCCAACGGCAGUCUGGAGAUUGUAUCGGCGCAGGUCGAGGACUCCGGCGUGUACUGGUGCAAGGUUUUCGACGGGACUAAGAGGAACGAGUCAUGGGAGGUGAACGUGACGGUGUUGAUGCGACACGAUGAAACCGAGCCCUUCAACACGGGGUUUACGACCCUCAUAGGGUGUGUGACGACCCUCGUUCUGGUCCUCAUGUACCUUUACCUGACCCCCUGCCACUGCUGUUGCCACAAGCAGCACCCUCUGCCGGGUACCCCCAGCCCGGCCAAUGACCAGUACAGUGCCCAGUCCUCAAUCCUGACUCCCACCCCGCCCGCCACCACAGAGGGACCAGGCCGCAAGGUCAGUAAUAACAAGCAUGUGGUGUUUCUGGAACCCAUCAAAGAAGUGCAGAAUGGCCGGCUAAGGGCGGCUACAGGUGCGCUGUCCCCAGUCUCGGUUUCAGGCCACUCCAUCACCUCAGUCUUCUCAGACUCACCCAUCGUGCCAUAGCACCAGGCAGACAGCCAUCUCCUACUGUACCUUCUUCUUCUCUACCCAACACCUGCCUCCUCUGCCCCACCCCAUCCCACUCGCAGAGAGAGUGAGUUGGGUUACCCAACCAGGCAGGGCAGAGAGUUAGACACUGCCUGUCAAGAGUAGGAUAGAUGGACACAGACAGAUAGAUGGCAUUGCCAACCAGGGGUGAGGCAGAAGACACCAUGAGAGGGAGAUUGAGAGACAGAAAUAGAGAGAGAGGAAGAGAUAGGCAGAGAGAUGGAGAGCAAGACAGCGAAAGAGCAGAGAAAUGAACAUCCAGCACAAACUCCACUGGCCCAGCCAGGUUUGACUACCUUUCUGAGGAGUAAAACUGCAAGGAGCCUGCAUGUUGAGUGAGAAAAAGUGCUAGUGAGCUCGGGCUGCAACAUUCUGUUAGCUUUCUCAAAGAAUUCCCCUGAUUUCCCAGAAAUCCUGGUUACAAGGAAAUGAGCAGGAAUCUGUGAAUUUCUUGAAAACCAGGGAACUUUGAGAAAGUGAACAGAAUUUUGCAACACAACACUGGGUGUCUAUCUAGAACUAUAUCAAAAACAAAGCAGGAUAGAGCUGUCCCUGUUAGCACGGCUUGAACCCUUUAAUAAACCAGAGCUAGUGUAUGGAUGCCUUGUCUAAGAAAAUUUGAACAAAAUCAGCCAUAACUGUACAGCCUGAAACCUUUUUGUAGCAAGUAGCCUAAAGAUAGCAAGUUAGAUGACUAGUAGAAACAUAUUUAUAAAGUAUACCUUUUAGCAGAAUUAAUGUCUUUAGUAGAACAGAGAAACAACCAUGUUAAAGCUAUUUUUUUUAAUAUGAAACUAGCAGAAGAAAAACGUGAUUUGAAACCCCCCACUGUAAGUCCAGGUGGAUUCCUACCGUGCUUAGCUGUCGGAUAACAAACAAACAAACAAACAGGAACACAGUGUGCAGAGCGGCUCAGCAGAAGGAGACAGUUUCUUGGGGCAAGAUAGAUCCAUCCAUUUAUUUCUUAGUUAAGAGACUGGGCCGUGGUUUCACUGUGAGGAUAGAGGGGGCUGUUUCUGCUCUAACACCUUUCUUAUUGACGCUUUUUCACCCAUGUUGGCUGCUCCGCUACUAACACUGACGGAUACAGAAUAUUGAGCGACAAAGUGACAAAAGAGCGAAUGUUACCUGUUCUGGUACGUUAGUUACUGGAUUGACAGGAGGACACUCCAACAUUGACAGCUCGCUGCUUUCCUAAUGGAAUUAUGUUCCUCCUCCCUCCCCACGUACCCCACCCUCCUCCCUCCCCACGUACCCCACCCUCCUCCUCCUCCCUCCCCACGUACCCAACCCUCCUCCUCCCUCCCCACGUACCCAACCCUCAUCCUCCCUCACCAUGUACCCCACCCUCCUCCACCCUC